AUGACACAACUAGACGUCCUCGAUUUGCCCCAACUCCACACAAAACCAUCCGCACAGUCGCUACUCGAUACGCUCGCACUCCUCACGUCUGCUCCCCCCUCAUGGGAAUUUGAUAACAACGGAGACCAAGACAAACAUACUGACUCUGCGCGAGCCCAGUCAAAUGUCGUUCUAGUCAACCCAGAAGGCGUCACUCGAUACCUCACAAGCAUCGUGAGCAACAGUCUACGAUGGAUAGAAGACGACGAAGCGAAAGAAGAGAUAUGGAACCAGGCUAGCACAAGGCUUAGUGAGCGGUCUGGUCGUUCUGCCAUGGGCAGUCUCUCGCGCAAAUUUCGAAUACCUUCUUCCACGAGCUCGUUUGAGCUUAGUAUCCACGAACCUGCCCUUACCGGAGACGAUAUUGGCUUGAAGACUUGGGCAGCCUCAUACAUGCUCGCCAAACGGCUUCAUACAUUCGGCAUAGUGCAGCCAGGCACAUCUCGGAGACCACAAGUUCUCGAACUUGGGUCGGGCACAGGACUGGUGGGGCUUGCGAUGGCAGCCUUGGGAGCAGAUGUUGUUCUCACCGAUUUGCCCAGCAUUCAUGCAAACCUCUCACGCAAUGCCGAAGACAAUGCAGGGACAGUAAGGCACAAUGGAGGUGUCACCCGUACGGGAGUCCUCGAUUGGGCCAACCCUACAAUCUGCAAGUUGGCUGGAGAUGCUGCGAGCAGCGACCAGGGCGAGACUAUCACCACCAAGUUUCCUCUCAUACUCGCUGCCGACGCGUUGUAUUCUCCGGACCAUCCCCGUAUGCUCGUCGAAUCGAUCGAUGCCUGGCUCUCGUCCGACAGCAACGCAAGAGUCAUCAUUGAGUUUCCGUAUCGGCAGGCAUAUUUGCCUGAGAUCAAGGACUUUCGCCAGCGAAUGGAGGGGAUAGGGCUACACGUCCUGGAUGAAGGCGAAGAGAAGGGAUACGACGACUGGAGUGGAUCUGAUGCGAACGGACAUCAGGACGAGACUGCGCUUGUGACUUGUUGGUGGUCAUGCUGGGGAAGAUAA
Molecule: messenger RNA, 1044 nt
Organism: Dothidotthia symphoricarpi CBS 119687
Lineage: Eukaryota; Fungi; Ascomycota; Dothideomycetes; Pleosporales; Dothidotthiaceae
Exons: 2
Coding region: 1-1044 (347 amino acids)
Source: RefSeq, a predicted model, not a curated record